AUGCCUAGUCAGCGCUUCAGAUCCAUAGAAAUUCAAAAACUCACCAGACUCUAUAUCCUUUACAACGACGUGCCCGCCGUUCGUCAGCACGAUCAUCUCCCAAUGUCCCACCCUGUCCGCUUUAUCAUCCUCACCGCCUCAAAGUUCGGCUUCGGGUGCCCUGUUGGUUUCUUCAUCUGCCACGUUAGCAUCUACGCAUACGCCCUCCCCGCCCACCUCUGCUUUCCCAUCCCUCCCACCCGUGCUCAUUCAUCUGCCUCGGACUUCUUUGUUGUCAUCCUCCCCGUCCACCUCAACUUCUCCGCAUGCAUCGCAACCCCUAGACGUCCUCUAUGGGCGCUGGUGCCUUUGAAACCAUGA
Molecule: messenger RNA, 360 nt
Organism: Laccaria bicolor S238N-H82
Lineage: Eukaryota; Fungi; Basidiomycota; Agaricomycetes; Agaricales; Hydnangiaceae
Exons: 2
Coding region: 1-360 (119 amino acids)
Source: RefSeq, a predicted model, not a curated record